AUGAGUAAGGCAUCUAAACAUCUGUGCAGUUCAACGUUGGCGUUUCUCUUAGUGUCACUGACAUCAUUUGAGAGUUCGCUUGCUAUAAACGUGUAUUCCACGUGUGUUAACGACUGUACAGGCCAGGUUUUCCCGGCGCAGUACCCACACUGUGGGUCGUGUACCCAGUACAUCAUCUGCUCGUCAACUGGGUUCACGUACCUGCUGCCGUGUUCGCCCACGUUGCACUACGACGCUGUGAUCGGCGUGUGUACGUUCUCACACAUAGCGGACUGCAGGGCCACUUCGCCCACUUCACCGACAUCUCCCACAAGCGCCACGUCAGCAAGCAGUGUGACGUCACGGACAAGCGCCACGUCAGGGACCAGUCGUACGUCUCCGACGAGCGUUACUUCGCAACAGAGUGUGACGUCACCCACCACCAGCCCCACGUCUGUGACGAGCCCUGGGUCGAGGACCAGCCCCACGUCCUUCACGACGACGACGAGUCCUACGUCAAUAACCUCGGCAACGAGUCCAACGUCGGCAACCAGUGGCACCAGCCCGACCAGUCCUCGGCCGACGUGCAUCAGCAGCUGCUCGGGUUUGUCGGAUGGGAACUACCAGUCGUGUAAUGGGUGCGAUAUAUUCGCCACGUGUGUCAAUGGUUUGAUACUCGACAACCGCGCGUGCGCCGCCGGGCAGGCGUGGGACGACAUCCUGCGAACGUGUUCAAGUUCGUCAAACACGUGCAUCACAUCUCCAACGUCGCCUACGUCAGCCACGUCAGCUACCAGUGCUACGUCGGCCACCAGCGUCACUAGUGCGACCAGCGCCACCUCGCCGACUAGCGCCACCUCUGCAACUAGCGCCACAUCACAAACUAGUGUCACUAGCGCAACUAGUCCUACUUCACAAACCAGCGCCACAUCACCGACCAGCGCCACAUCACAAACUAGCGUCACAUCACAGCAAAGCGUAACGAGUCCUACUUCACAAACCAGUGCCACAUCACCGACCAGCGCCACAUCACAAACUAGUGUCACUAGCGCAACUAGUCCUACUUCACAAACCAGCGCCACAUCACCGACCAGCGCCACAUCACAAACUAGCGUCACCUCACAGCAAAGCGUAACGAGUCCUACUUCACAAACCAGCGCCACAUCACCGACGAGUGCCACAUCACAAACUAGCGUCACCUCACAGCAGAGCGUAACGAGUCCUACUUCACAAACCAGCGCCACAUCACCGACCAGCGCCACAUCACAAACUAGCGUCACAUCACAGCAGAGCGUAACGAGCCCUACUUCACAAACCAGCGCCACAUCACCGACCAGCGCCACAUCACAAACUAGCGUCACAUCACAGCAGAGCGUAACGAGCCCUACUUCACAAACCAGCGCCACAUCACCGACCAGCGCCACAUCACAAACUAGCGUCACAUCACAGCAAAGCGCAACGAGUCCUACUUCACAAACCAGCGCCACAUCACCGACCAGCGCCACAUCACAAACUAGCGUCACAUCACAGCAAAGCGCAACGAGUCCUACUUCACAAACCAGCGCCACAUCACCGACCAGCGCCACAUCACAAACUAGCGUCACAUCACAGCAGAGCGUAACGAGUCCUACUUCACAAACCAGCGCCACUUCACCGACGAGCGCCACAUCACAAACUAGCGUCACCUCACAGCAAAGCGUAACGAGUCCUACUUCACAAACCAGCGCCACUUCACCGACCAGCGCCACAUCACAAACUAGCGUCACAUCACAAACUAGUGCUACCAGUCCUACUUCUCCAACAAGCGAAACAUCACCGACCAGCGCCACUAGCGCCACCAGCCCCACGUCCCCAACCAGUCCGACUUCAGCCACAAGCGCCACCAGCCCCACGUCGCCCCGACCGUCCUGUCUGAGCAGCUGCAUCGGCAUCGGGGACGGCCACUUCGCAUCGUGCCAGGGCUGCACCGUCUACGUGUCUUGCGUUAGCGGCUUCAUAUACGACAACAGACCGUGUCCUCUCAACGAAUACUGGGACGACACCGUGGAAGGAUGCAGGAACGAGUCCAGCACGUGUGUGACGUCUGCGACAUCUCUGACAUCAAUUACGUCAGCUACUACGUCACCUACCAGCAUCACGAGCGGUUCCUCGGCAACCAGCCCCAAGUCCCUAACGACCAGUCCCCAGAGCGCCACGUCUCCGAGACCGGCCUGCGUUUCAAGCUGCGCCGGUCUCGAUGACGACCACUAUCACUCGUGUGUUAGUUGUUUCGUGUAUGUGUCGUGCGUGGGCGGGAUUCUCUAUGACAACAGACCGUGUCCAGCCAACCAACAGUGGGACGACGUAGCUGGACGAUGUGAUGGCGUCUCAACUACUUGUUAAUGGGUAGGGUAAUACGACACAUCUCUACAUACCUUAAAGGGGCGUUCUAUAGUCCGUCCCACAGGGAACGCCUUUCUUUUCAUACUAUGGAAUUUACUACAAGUUAUUUAUUUCUGAAAACCGAUUGAUUUCUAAAUUGCACACAAUAAUAGUAUUUUUUUCUUAUUUCCAAAACACUUUUACGUUUCUUCUUACCGCAAACCAAAGUUAUUUUCAAAACAAACAACAUUUUUAUGUAAUAAUGGAACGGACUAUAAUUAUGCGAUAAAUCGGAACGACUUUAGUCGGAUAUGUUCCCAUUUUUGUAGAGCCGACAAAUCGAAUACGACAAAUCAGGACGACUAAUUGCAUAAUGAGAACGCCCCUUUAACAAAUAUUUAUAUCCGUUAGUAUUAAGUUAAAACACACCGCAUGCACCGUGUUAAAGGGAGUCUGUUGUCAUUGUAAGAUGUCUCCAAUUAUAGAGUGUGUUGUCAUCGUAAGAUGUCUCCAACUAUAGAGUUUGUUGUCAUUGUAAGAUGUCUCCAACUAUAGCGUUUGUUGUCAUUGUAAGAUGGAUACAAAUGGAUAUAAACACUACCACUUCUCACCAUUAAAGUAAAACAGAAAAAUGGGGGUCAAGCUGCUCACUUCAAAGUUUAAAGUUUGUUUCACGACACCACUAGAGCUCACUUCAAAGAGUCUACGACUAGCCUAGUUCCGCACCAAAAUUGCCAUGGUGUCUUUAGUAGGACCCCUACAUGAUUCAACGCAAUGGUAGUUGGUACAUUGCCACUAAUUCAAAUUAAAUAACAGGAAUUUACUGGCCAGAUAAAAGAAGAUUUUAUCACAACAAACACUCUCUCACGUGCAUCACCAAUGACAAGACUGGUAACCUCAACUAUGGGACGAAAGGUUGGUGCACCUCGAACUUUGACCCACUUAGCUACUAUUUGGAGUACGACUACCAACAAUAACACAGAUACUCGUCGAUAACAUGUUUACAAUGUAUAGGUCACUGCAUAGGUCAUCUCACGGAAUGAAGAUGGCUGUAGUUUAGGUGGAAUAAUGUUACAUGUAAAAUAUAUUAUGUACAAAGAAUGAAAAACAAAUAAUUAUAUAUACACUAGGUUUCAUUGCUGUUGUUGUUUUUGCUUUUUUGUGUUAUUGUUCAAUGCAUAGCAUUCACGUGUACAUUUUCCAUAUCAGACCUGUCCCGUUUUUAGGAGGGCGAGCGCAUGCGUCCAGUUUGAAUGGUACAAUCGAGUCUAGCGAGAGUCCGCAAGCGCUUGCCCAUCUGAACUUUCUUCACUGGGAUCGUGACGUGGAACGCAUUACAUAUUUCUGAAUAAGCAGACCCUGACUAUGGGAAAUUAAAGUGAAUACAAAAUAUUCCUUGCUGCAGUCCUAUGUAUCGAUAGGGCGUUUCCUCUCUACCUACAACAAGCGUUGAAAUAACCAUAUGAUAGACACCUAAUUUAGACACGCCUUAUUUAGAAACACGUGUUCUGAGACGCCAUUGAAACAUUACUUUCUCUUAUAGACUGGAUGCGAUGCGUGCGUGC
This is a messenger RNA of Gigantopelta aegis, 3905 nucleotides long. RefSeq names its product cell wall protein DAN4-like. Lineage: Eukaryota; Metazoa; Mollusca; Gastropoda; Neomphalida; Peltospiridae. Gene Ontology annotation, molecular function: chitin binding. The coding region runs from base 1 to 2361 and encodes 786 amino acids. Gene Ontology annotation, cellular component: extracellular region. The record is from RefSeq and is a predicted model, not a curated record. The transcript is spliced from 4 exons.